This is a messenger RNA of Condylura cristata (star-nosed mole), 3378 nucleotides long. It is a transcript of the gene ATP1A1, whose product is annotated as ATPase, Na+/K+ transporting, alpha 1 polypeptide. Gene Ontology annotation, biological process: intracellular potassium ion homeostasis; intracellular sodium ion homeostasis; proton transmembrane transport. The record is from RefSeq and is a predicted model, not a curated record. Gene Ontology annotation, cellular component: membrane. Bases 50 to 3073 code for a protein of 1007 amino acids. NCBI's taxonomy places the organism in Eukaryota, Metazoa, Chordata, Mammalia, Eulipotyphla, Talpidae. Gene Ontology annotation, molecular function: P-type sodium:potassium-exchanging transporter activity; ATP binding; ATP hydrolysis activity. The transcript is spliced from 22 exons.
CCACCUCACAUUCCGGCAGGUUGGACGCGACAAGUACGAGCCCGCAGCCAUGUCCGAGCACGGCAACAAGAAGAAGAUGAAGAAGGAGAGGGACAUGGAUGAGCUGAAGAAGGAAGUGUCCAUGGAUGACCACAAACUCAGCCUAGAUGAACUUCAUCGCAAGUAUGGAACAGACCUGACCCGAGGCUUAUCAACUGCUCGUGCAGCCGAGAUCCUCGCCCGAGACGGUCCCAACGCCCUUACUCCGCCUCCCACCACCCCCGAGUGGAUCAAAUUCUGUCGGCAACUGUUUGGGGGCUUCUCCAUGCUGCUGUGGAUUGGAGCGAUUCUCUGUUUCUUGGCUUACAGUAUCCAGGCUGCCACAGAAGAGGAUCCUCAGAAUGAUAACCUGUAUCUCGGUGUGGUGCUGUCUGCUGUCGUCAUCAUAACUGGCUGCUUCUCUUACUAUCAAGAGGCUAAAAGUUCCAAGAUCAUGGAAUCCUUCAAAAACAUGGUUCCUCAGCAAGCCCUGGUCAUUCGAAAUGGCGAAAAGCUGAGCAUCAACGCAGAGGAAGUCGUCGUCGGGGACCUGGUGGAAGUGAAAGGCGGGGACCGGAUCCCCGCUGAUCUCCGGAUCAUCUCUGCAAACGGCUGUAAGGUGGACAACUCCUCCCUCACCGGUGAAUCGGAACCCCAGACCAGGUCUCCAGACUUCACUCAUGAAAACCCCCUGGAGACGAGGAACAUUGCCUUUUUCUCUACCAACUGCGUGGAAGGCACUGCGCGCGGGAUUGUGGUGUACACCGGGGACCGCACCGUGAUGGGGAGAAUCGCCACGCUGGCUUCCGGGCUGGAAGGGGGCCAGACGCCCAUUGCUGCAGAAAUCGAGCACUUCAUCCACCUCAUCACGGGCGUGGCUGUGUUCCUGGGUGUGUCCUUCUUCAUCCUGUCCCUCAUCCUGGAGUACACCUGGCUGGAGGCCGUCAUCUUCCUCAUCGGCAUCAUUGUCGCCAAUGUGCCAGAAGGGCUGCUGGCUACUGUCACGGUGUGCCUGACCCUCACCGCCAAGCGCAUGGCCAGGAAAAACUGCUUGGUGAAGAACCUGGAAGCGGUGGAGACCUUGGGCUCCACGUCCACUAUCUGCUCGGAUAAAACUGGAACUCUCACUCAGAACCGGAUGACAGUGGCCCACAUGUGGUUUGACAAUCAAAUCCACGAAGCGGACACCACAGAGAACCAGAGCGGUGUCUCUUUUGACAAAACUUCAGCCACCUGGAUUGCCCUGUCCAGAAUCGCAGGUCUCUGUAACCGGGCCGUGUUCCAGGCAAACCAGGACAAUCUGCCUAUUCUUAAGCGGGCUGUGGCCGGGGACGCCUCUGAGUCUGCGCUGCUGAAAUGCAUCGAGGUGUGCUGUGGCUCCGUGAAGGAGAUGAGGGAAAGAUACACCAAGCUCGUGGAGAUCCCCUUCAACUCCACCAACAAGUACCAGUUGUCCAUCCACAAGAACCCCAACACCAACGAGCCCCGCCACCUGCUGGUGAUGAAAGGCGCCCCCGAGAGGAUCCUGGACCGCUGCAGCUCCAUCCUCCUGCAGGGCAAGGAGCAGCCCCUGGACGAGGAGCUGAAGGACGCCUUCCAGAACGCCUACCUGGAGCUGGGCGGCCUCGGGGAGCGCGUGCUCGGCUUCUGCCACCUCCUCCUGCCCGAUGAGCAGUUCCCCGAAGGCUUCCAGUUCGACACCGAUGAGAUCAACUUCCCCGUGGAUAACCUCUGCUUCGUCGGGCUCAUCUCCAUGAUCGACCCGCCUCGGGCUGCCGUCCCCGACGCCGUGGGCAAAUGCCGGAGUGCCGGGAUUAAGGUCAUCAUGGUCACUGGUGACCAUCCCAUCACAGCCAAAGCCAUCGCCAAAGGCGUGGGCAUCAUCUCAGAAGGCAACGAGACCGUUGAGGACAUCGCUGCCCGUCUCAACAUCCCAGUGAGCCAGGUGAACCCCAGAGACGCCAAGGCCUGCGUGGUCCACGGGAGUGACCUGAAGGACAUGACCGCGGAGCAGCUGGAUGACAUCCUCAAGUACCACACGGAGAUCGUGUUCGCCCGGACCUCUCCGCAGCAGAAGCUCAUCAUUGUGGAGGGCUGCCAGAGGCAGGGCGCCAUCGUGGCUGUCACCGGCGACGGUGUGAACGACUCCCCCGCCCUGAAGAAGGCGGACAUCGGGGUCGCCAUGGGGAUCGCGGGCUCCGACGUGUCCAAGCAAGCUGCUGACAUGAUCCUCCUGGAUGACAACUUUGCCUCCAUUGUGACUGGGGUGGAGGAAGGUCGUCUGAUCUUUGAUAACUUGAAGAAAUCCAUCGCCUACACCCUCACCAGCAACAUCCCGGAGAUCACCCCCUUCCUGAUAUUUAUUAUUGCAAACAUUCCACUCCCCCUGGGCACCGUCACCAUCCUCUGCAUUGACUUGGGCACAGACAUGGUUCCUGCCAUCUCCCUGGCUUACGAGCAAGCUGAGAGCGACAUCAUGAAGAGGCAGCCCAGGAACCCCAAGACGGACAAGCUUGUGAAUGAGCGUCUGAUCAGCAUGGCCUAUGGGCAGAUAGGUAUGAUCCAGGCCCUGGGUGGCUUCUUCACUUACUUCGUGAUUCUGGCCGAGAACGGCUUCCUCCCGACGGGCCUGCUGGGCAUCCGCGUAGACUGGGAUGACCGCUGGGUCAACGACGUGGAGGACAGCUACGGGCAGCAGUGGACCUACGAGCAGAGGAAGAUCGUGGAGUUCACCUGCCACACAGCCUUCUUCGUCAGCAUCGUGGUGGUGCAGUGGGCCGACUUGGUCAUCUGUAAGACCAGGAGGAACUCUGUCUUCCAGCAGGGCAUGAAGAACAAGAUCUUAAUUUUCGGCCUCUUCGAGGAGACGGCCCUGGCUGCCUUCCUGUCCUACUGCCCCGGCAUGGGCGUCGCCCUGAGGAUGUACCCCCUCAAGCCUACCUGGUGGUUCUGUGCCUUCCCCUACUCUCUCCUCAUCUUCGUGUAUGACGAAGUCAGAAAGCUGAUCAUCAGGCGGCGGCCUGGAGGCUGGGUGGAGAAGGAGACCUACUACUAGGCGCUGGCCCGGCUCGCUGGAGCACCCCGCCUCUGCACCCGCCCCCCGCCCCUCCAGUACUUCAGCCCCGGAGUUCGCAGACUCCGCCCCGGUAGGACAGCACCAAAGCAUGUGGGAAGCGAGACGUCCUGGAAUGAAGCAUGUGGCCACGGGGGGAGGGGGGUGCCUGAAACAUCGUCUGUGGGAACGACAGUGGGAAGGUUUUUACGUGCCUUUUUGUUUUUGUAAAAAGGAUACCCUGGAGAGACCGAAAGAAUACAUUUUAUAUCUGGAUUUUUACAAAUAAAGAUGGCUAUUAUAACUGA